Molecule: messenger RNA, 1584 nt
Organism: Trematomus bernacchii (emerald rockcod)
Lineage: Eukaryota; Metazoa; Chordata; Actinopteri; Perciformes; Nototheniidae
Product: CD209 antigen-like protein E
Exons: 6
Coding region: 144-719 (191 amino acids)
Molecular function (GO): signaling receptor activity
Source: RefSeq, a predicted model, not a curated record
GCAAAUUACUCAAAAAUGAGGAAGUAGAGGGUGUGAGAGAAUGUUGGGUGUAUGCUGAGAAAGUCAUAAAAUAAAGUAAGAUCAUAACUAAGUGCCAUUUAAAGAAAACACCAUCAUCACUCUGCAGAGGCCAAACUAAAGAGAUGGUUUCCCUUGAAGAAGAACAUGAGCUCUCCUCGAUAUACGAAAACUUUGAAGAUGUUUCAGCCAGGAAUGCUGCAUCCCGCCGCUCUGUUGAAGACUUCAAGGUGCCUGCUGCAGCGCCUGAGACCAAACUCAUGAGACUGGUUUUGGUUAGCUUCGGACUCCUGUGUGUCCUGCAAGCUGCUCUCAACAUUUCCCUGCGUCUUUCUUUCUAUAGUUAUGGUCGAGGAAUGCAAGAAUUUGAGGGAGAAGAUUUAAAGAGGAAGCUGAGUACUUUUGAUCAUUACUCCCAACAAGGAUGGGUGUAUUUCAACCACAGUUUCUAUUACAUUUCUGCUAUUCGAAAGUCCUGGCAGGAGAGUAGAGACGACUGUCAGCAAAGAAAUGCAGACCUGAUCAUUAUCAACAGCAAAGAUGAACAGGAAUUUGCGAGGCGCUUCAAACAGGCCACAUGGAUUGGACUUACUGACAGAGAGUCAAAUGGGACUUGGAGAUGGGUGGAUGGGACUGCACUGGAGACAAGGUUCAGUUGUUCACUCAUUCUAUUGGCAAGAUGGGGAGCCCAACAAACAUGAAGGAAAAGAUGAAGAUUGUGUAGAAAUAAGGUUUUUUGAAAAGGAAAACAACUGGAAUGAUGUACAAUGUGAACUGCAAAGAUUCUGGAUCUGUGAAAAAGUGAUGGCUCUAUAACUCAUGAGAACCAAAGCCCACAAGAUUGUGAUCGAUAAGCUGCAGGAUGAAGUGCUUAUCAUCAUGUCGAUUGGGACAUUCCGGCUAUGACUUCAUCAUUUCUGAACAACAGCCCAUCAUACGGCUGUGCUGUCUUUAAGUCAGAAGGUGGUGGGUUCAAUCCCAGCCAUGCAGUUAUCAUGUUGAUUUAUCCUAGUGUGUAUUGUGCUGCUUGUUAAAUGUGUUCUCAAACCUGUUAAAAAUCACACCUUAAACUCCUGUUACUGAGUAGAUAGUGACAAAACCUUUAAUAGCAACACCAUUUUUUAUGCUAAUAAACAUGUAUAUCUGGCUCUUGAGAGCUCUGAAGUGAAGUGUACGUCUUGUGCCAAUUCCAUCAAUCAAAGUCAAUCAAAGUUUAUUUAUUUAGCCCAAUAUCACAAAUUGUACUUUUGUCUCAGGGGAUUUCAGUUUAUACAGAACAGGAAUACGCCAUAAUUUCCGGUGUUGUAAGCUUAUAAAAUAUGUAUUGAAGAGAGAAGAGUCACUGUGUUUCUCCUUCCACUGUGUAAAACUUGACACAAAGCUUCCAAAUAAAAAUGGGACUGGUCAGAGGAAGUAAAAUAAAAUAUGAUGGCAACUCAAAAAUAUUGUUAAAGACACGUGCACUUGUUGAAACUUUCAGAGCAAUUGAAAGUACAUUUGUUAUAAAUGUUGUCGUAUCCACAGAAUACAAGGCUACCAAGCAAAACCACAUUGUGUGAAAAUUAA